Molecule: messenger RNA, 1457 nt
Organism: Hermetia illucens (black soldier fly)
Lineage: Eukaryota; Metazoa; Arthropoda; Insecta; Diptera; Stratiomyidae
Gene: GV1
Exons: 5
Coding region: 336-1136 (266 amino acids)
Source: RefSeq, a predicted model, not a curated record
GCCGCCGCAUCUUAGCCAACGCGUCUGAUCUUGGCGCUUACAUGCGAAAUAGAAGAACGCCAACAUCUCAGUUUGGCUUGUGUCGCCACCGCGCUUGUCACGCCGCUGAGCCAAAUACGAGGAGGCUUUUUAACAAUAGUUACCUUAACAGCUGAAGAAUGUAUUGUGCGUCGUUGUACUACUGUAGUUAUGCUAAAAUUGUGAUUCUGUGAGAGUGAUUAGAACGAUUACAAAAAUAUAAAAUUAAUAACUUCAAAAGUGGGAAAAAAAUAAAAAGCCAACAGGAGACCGAGCUUCUUUUAAUUAGUCGAGCAAUUACACAAAAUUUGUAGAAAAUGAUACAACAUCAAAUAUAUUUAGUGUUAGCAUCAAUUGCCUCCAUAUCAAAUGCAAUUCGUGUAGAUUGGAAUACGAAUACAGGUCCCAUUAUUCCGCCCACAUCGACACUCCCGCCUGUUCCUCAACAGCCAUACCGUCAGCCGGCUCCAGUAUGGGAGAGUAGCGAAAAUGACAUUCCCAACCCGCAACCAUACCAUUACAUCUUACCACCACCAUCACGACCGCGGCCAGCCACUGAUAAUUAUGCUCGAGCGUCACCAGCAGAAUUACAGAAGAUGAAUUUACAGUACCAAUCACCGAAAUCGCACUAUGGACAGUUUGUUAACAAUUUGAAUAGCAUUCAAAAUGGUGUUCCCACGUUAGGGGUUCAGUACAUUCCAAACAAAGGACUUAAGUACUUUGCACUGGCACCAUCGUCUGGAAAAGUUUACUAUUCGAAGGAUGUGGAUGGUUUCGAUAAGUAUAACAAACUCAAUGGAAAAUAUAACGCUAAGUUGAAGAAGCACAAGGCCUACGAGAAAGUCAAGCACGUGAAAUAUAACAAUAACGUCUCGUCGAAAUACCAACAACAGGAGCAACAGGUCUCAGAAUCGCAAUUGUCCUACAGUAGUACACAACCUCCACAAUAUCAACAAGCGCAAUACCAUCAACAGAACAACUACCAAGGUCUUCAUACACAAGUCAGUUACAACACACAAGCUCCAAGCCAUGUCCAAUACAACACGCAAGCGCCAAGCCAAAAUGUCUACUACAGGCCAAAAAACGUUUGGGAAGGAUACGUGAAGUCCCGAAGAUAAAUUCAUUGUAAUUAUUAAGACUUGAAAUUUUUUUGGGGAAAAAACUUAUACGAAAAUAAUAUCUAUGUAAAUUAAAAUAUGUUAUAUAUGUGUAUUUACGUAUACCUAUAUAUAUAUGUAAAAAGGAUAGUCGUCUGCGCUUUUAUAUUCUACUUUCGCCUUUGGACAUCACAUCACUAAUUGGUCGAAUAAAUCUAUGAGCAAACAUAUUCCUUGUAUCUAAGGAAGAAAAUGUUGUAUUUAGGUGUUUUGUAUAAACGAAAUUCAUGUAAAUAUGUAUAAUGUGUAUAAAGAUAAAUAAAACGCUAAAAACCAACAGAA